This is a messenger RNA of Tachysurus fulvidraco (yellow catfish), 2538 nucleotides long. RefSeq names its product putative protocadherin beta-18. The coding region runs from base 160 to 2538 and encodes 792 amino acids. Lineage: Eukaryota; Metazoa; Chordata; Actinopteri; Siluriformes; Bagridae. Gene Ontology annotation, cellular component: plasma membrane. Gene Ontology annotation, molecular function: calcium ion binding. The record is from RefSeq and is a predicted model, not a curated record. Gene Ontology annotation, biological process: homophilic cell-cell adhesion. The transcript has 2 exons.
GACUGGGCGGCUGCAGUGAACAGAAACGGGAAGGUCUUUUGCAAAAUGCUGUAGUCGAGCUUGAUUUCUCCGCGCUGUUGUGUUUAGGGGCGGUUUGUAAAUCCUGUACAUAUAAAGUUAGGUGGAAUCUCGCUAGAAAGGAAUUUUAGCUCUUUAAAUAUGGCACGCACGAUGCUCUCAGUGCCGUUGUCUUCUCUAAUCAUGGCGCUUCUUUUAAUCCUUUUCUCAUCCGCCCAUGGAGACAUGAGCUACACAGUUCCAGAGGAAACCAAGGCUCAGUUUGUGAUUGGAAAUAUUGCAAAGGACCUCGGAACAGAUGCUACAAAAUUAAAAAUACGAAAAGCCCGAGUUGAAACAGAGGAUAGCAGCAAGCGGUAUGUGGAUGUUAAUUUAAAUACAGGAGAUUUGAUCGUCUCAGAGACAAUAGACCGGGAAAAGCUUUGUGGGUCGAGAUUAAACUGCAUCCUGAAUUAUGAACUCGUUUUAGAAAAUCCGCUAGAACUACAUCGUCUUUCUCUGAACAUUCAGGAUAUUAAUGACAACGCGCCAAAAUUUAUUAAGGAGAGAAUUAGCUUUGAAAUCGGCGAGUCCGCUGUUAAAGGGCAGCGAUUCCGAUUGGAUGAAGCUCACGAUUCUGACAUCGGGCAAAACGGAGUUAAUUCCUAUUCUCUCCACAAGAACGACCAUUUCGUUUUGUCUGUACAAGAAAAUAAAAACGGACGGAAAUACGCGGAACUUGUUCUGGAUAAAGAGCUUGAUCGGGAACAACAGAAGGAUAUUGACUUGAUUCUUACCGCAGUGGAUGGCGGGAUUCCUCCGAGAUCAGGGACUGCUGUUAUACACAUCACUGUGCUAGAUGCUAAUGAUAAUGUUCCGGUGUUCAGUCAGCCUGUAUAUAAAGUGGUUUUAGCUGAAAACGCACCGAUAGGAACAGAAGUCGUUACUGUGAGCGCAGAAGAUGCAGAUGAAGGAGCAAACGGUGCAGUCACAUAUGAAUUCAGUCAUAUUCCGGAUAACGCAGCACAAUUAUUUACUAUUCAUGAGAUUAGUGGACAAAUUAAGGUAGCUGGAGACAUCGACUAUGAGGAGGAAAAAUUUUAUGAAAUUGGAGUACAGGCUAAAGAUGGAUCUGGUUUAGCAUCGACUGCAAGUGUUAUUAUAGAAAUUACUGAUGUCAACGAUAAUGCUCCUAAAAUUAUUAUUAAAUCUCUGAAUAAUCCUCUACCUGAGAAUGUUAUUGUAGGCACAGAAGUAGCCAUAAUUAAUGUUCAGGAUAAAGAUUCAGGAGAUAAUCGACAGAUCAGUUGUUCAAUUCAGGGAAAUGUUCCUUUUAAAUUAAAUCCAUCGAUCAAAAAUUAUUUUUCACUGAUAACGACAGGCAUGCUUGACCGAGAGCUGGAAGAAGGUUAUAAUAUAACAAUCACUGCUACUGAUGGAGGAUCUCCAUCUUUAUCCACAUCUAUAACCAUUCAUUUAACUGUAUCUGAUGUGAACGACAAUCCUCCUGUAUUUGAACAGCAAUCCUACACUGCAUAUGUAAUGGAAAAUAACAAACCAGGAACUUCUAUUAGUUCUGUUACUGCAAGAGACCCAGACUGGAGGCAGAACGGUACAGUACUGUAUUCUCUGGUGUCCAGUGAGAUAAACUCUCUUCCAGUGACCUCAUUUUUAUCCAUUAACUCAGAUACAGGAGUGAUCCAGGCUGUGAGGUCGUUUGACUAUGAAAAGUUCAGAAACUUUAAAGUCCAGGUUGUAGCCAGAGACAACGGUUCUCCUCCACUCAGCAGCAACGUGACUGUGAGUGUGUUCAUAUCAGAUGAGAAUGAUAACUCUCCACAGAUAUUAUACCCUGCUCCAGAGGGAAAGUCUUUAAUGACUGAGAUGGUCCCUAAAGCUGCUCUCUCUGGCUCUCUGGUCUCCAAAGUGAUCGCUGUGGAUGCUGACUCUGGACAGAACGCGUGGCUGUCGUAUCAGAUAGUCAAAUCUACCGAUUCGGGACUUUUCACUAUCGGUCUCCAUAGUGGAGAGAUCAGGGCUCAGAGGGACAUCACUGAAUCUGACAGCAUGAAACAGAACCUUGUCAUCUCUGUGAAAGAUAACGGACAGCCGCCUCUCUCUGCUACCUGUUCUGUAUAUUUACUUAUUUCUGAUAAUCUUGCUGAAGUCCCUGAACUUAAAGACAUGACUUAUGAGGAGAACAAUUCCAAACUGACUUUUUAUCUGAUCAUCGCGCUAGUUUCCGUGUCCACCUUCUUCCUGACUUUCAUUAUUCUGAUCGUGGCUGUGAGGUUUUGCCACAGGAGAAAGCCCAGACUGUUGUUUGAUGGAGCGGUCACCAUUCCCAGCGCGUAUCUCCCUCCUAACUAUGCAGAGGUGGAGGGAGCUGGAACUCUCCGCAGUUCUUACAAUUAUGACACGUAUCUAACGACAGGAUCACGUACCAGUGACUUCAAGUUCAUCACGUCUUACAAUGACAGCACUCUUGCUGCUGGUGGAACUCUGAUAAAGGGCCAAAAUGAUGCUUUAGCUACAAGCUGA